Molecule: messenger RNA, 3745 nt
Organism: Ictalurus punctatus (channel catfish)
Lineage: Eukaryota; Metazoa; Chordata; Actinopteri; Siluriformes; Ictaluridae
Gene: clic1
Product: chloride intracellular channel 1
Exons: 6
Coding region: 285-1013 (242 amino acids)
Source: RefSeq, a predicted model, not a curated record
UAUAUAUUUAAAAAGAGAUUUUGGGUGUGCAGUGGUGGACAUUCUGCUUCACUUUCACGCUGAUCUGUGGCGUUUCCUUGGAGAUUUUGAACGGAGUUUGGUAACGUUAUUUCGGACCGGAAGUCGAAUCGGAUCAGUGACGACAACAUUUUUGACAUUUUUUUAAAAAGUAUUUUAAACUACCCAGAUUUGGAUUUUAGACGUUUUUUGUUUGUUUGUUUGUUUGUUUGUUUUGUUCUGGUCUGUGUGUAUGCAAAAAGUUUCACUGGUCAAACUAAACUAAAAUGAGCGAGGGAAAUCAGCCGGAGAUUGAGCUCUUUGUGAAGGCGGGCAGUGAUGGGCAGAGCAUCGGGAACUGUCCUUUCUCUCAGAGGCUCUUCAUGGUGCUGUGGCUUAAAGGAGUGACCUUUAAUGUGACCACCAUCGAUAUGAAGAGGAAGCCGGAUGUCCUGAAGGACCUGGCUCCAGGAGCACAGCCCCCGUUCCUGCUCUACGGACGGGAGGUGAAAACGGACACCAACAAGAUCGAGGAGUUUCUCGAGGAACACCUCUGUCCUCCUAAGUACCCUCGUCUGGCUGCCCGUAACCCAGAGUCCAACACUGCUGGCAUGGAUGUCUUCUCUAAAUUUUCUGCCUACAUCAAGAACUCCAACCCUGCCAUGAACGACAACCUGGAGAAAGGCCUGUUGAAGGCUCUGAUGAAACUGGACGAUUACCUCGGCUCUCCUCUACCUGACGAGAUUGAUGAGAACAGUGCUGAUGAUGUCACCACAUCAUCCCGCCCCUUCCUGGAUGGACAGGAACUUACACUGGCCGACUGCAACCUUCUGCCCAAGUUACACAUUGUCAAGGUGGUGUGUCAGAAGUUUCGGAAUUUCUCCAUCCCUCGCUCUCUGUUGUCGCUAUGGCGAUACCUGGAUGCUGCAUACGCACGUGAGGAAUUCUCCUCCACGUGUCCGAGUGACGACGAGAUCCAAAUCGCCUACUCGUCUGUCGUUAAAGCUCUCAAAUAAACACACACACACACACUGUUUUGUAUGCAUACACACACGGUUGCUUAUUGGAUUGCAUUUCAGUAGCUGUUAAAGGGACGGUUCAAAAUUUGCAUAUUUUUCUACGUUUCCUACCUUUACAUCAGUCAUUGACCAAGUAAUUCACCUCGGUUCAAAAACUACUGGAUAAUAGGUCACUCUAGAUUAGAAGCCACGCCCCAUAAUUUUGACUUUUUUUAUGUAACCGUUUAUUAAAACAAAGCUCAUAAUGUGCCUUUGACAUGAGAAACCGAACAUCCGUUCAUGAGAUCACUGUUGCUAGGCAACUGAAACGUGUACACCAAGCGUGAGCUAGCUAAUGACUCAGAAUAACUAUUUACCCAGCUAGCACAAAGCCAUGGAGUCUUUCAUGUAUAUUUUUCUCGUAGAUGAACUUCAACCUCACAAAAUCAGGAGCUUUGGAAGAGGGCGUGGCUCUUCUUUCUGCACCAAAAGGAGGAAUUCUUAAGAAAAUUCAAACUAUAUGGCUAGCUGAGGUUAGCGCUUCACCAAACUAAACGGUGUAUUCGGACAGUUUGAUGAACCGUCCCUUUAACAAGCAGCUCGGGGAGAAAAUUUUGCACUAGAGAUAUGUUUCAGACUUGUUAAGGAGCCUGUUAGUCGUUCGAUACACACCCUUCUACUUUUUUUCUUCUUUACUUUUUAUCUUCUUUCUUUACUUUUAUCUUCUCACACGCUUAUUACUCCAUAGCAUGUUUCACACACUUCAUGUUUGUUUGUUCAUCUAUACACACGCUAAUGCCGCAUCUCAUGUUCCCACACUUAGCUGAACACACUUUUAUUUUUCCUAAUGACAGUCCAAAAGGGGCGGAGCUUAAGUAAAAUUUAACCAGCCAAUCACAAACUCGAUCGUGACAUCACCACUAGCCUGUAAUAUUCAUACUGCAAAACACUUUAAGUAUUGCAUUAAAGUAUUUAAGUUAGCUUGACAUCGCACAGUUACUGCUCCAGAGGGAAUGUUAAUGCUAAACACAGCUUAGCUUGCUAGCUUAGCGUAUAUCUCGUUAGAUGAAUUAAAGCAAGAGUGGGUCAUGGGACUGAAGUGUGUGUGAGUGCAAGCGUUUACUCUCAGGAUGACGUUGGCUCGCACUUGUUCUCUGUUCGUCUUUCGGAAACGAAACCACCCCUUGCAGCCGUUUGCUCAGCAUGUCAUAGCGACGAAGCAGCCAUGUAGUCAUCCUGACUAAUAUUACACCUGUAAACCACACGCUCAGACUUGGAGCUGCGUCUCAGAUGAUGUAUUUUAGUGCACUAGUGUGAGAAAGGACAAAUAAUGAAGUGUGAAACACUUUGUGUUCAUAGAGAAGGGGGUGGAGCUUUCAGAAAGCACUGAUUUCAGUGUUUUUGGGGCAUAAACCUCUCACAAACACACACACACGCGCACACUGUGCUCUGUUGUGUUCGACACAAUAGUGCGAGGUGUCGCAUUUCUCUUCUACACAGUACAGGAUUUGAAACCGAGCCCAUGUGUAUUGUAGGAGUUGUUUUCAUAUGCAGGUAGAGAGCUCAGUGAGGUAGUGGGGGUUGAUCUGGUGAACCACUGUGCUGUUUUUGGCUAGUACACACACACACACACACACACACACACACACACACACACACAUGUGCCUUGAAGUGUUGAACUUGGCUCCUGCACAUGAGCAGAGUAUAAAAACUGCAUGUUGCUGCUCACACACCAUCAACAGCCAUACACAUUUGAGCCAAAAUGGAGAUUUUGGAAGGGGACUCACACACCCAUACAAACUCCAAACAUCUUUUCAACACAGUGGAUGGCUUGGAAGUAAUAUACCAUGCAGGAAACUGCACAUUUGAUGCUAAACUGCUGCUACCCGAGAGCCCUUUGUUCCACCCAGUUCGUUUACAAAGUGCGAUGAACAUGUUCUGGAGAGCGUUCGAUUGGACGAGUGCAGGAUGACCCUGGAAUUGAAAAAAAGUGGGGGGAUAACUAUAGAAAGCAUGACAAAUUCCACUGUUUCCCCUAGAAAUACCAUUACAAACCAUCAGCUAACCAUUACUAUUAUUGGUCCUUAAUGGGAUCCACUGGACAUGGCAUCAAAUUACAGGGGACUAUUACAGUUUCCAUUAAAACCAAUGCGAUUCCCAUUAUAACCAUUACAAAUUCUGUGAAGGUUUCUAUUGUUGGGUUUGUAUGUUUUUAAGCAAGGGAAUCAUCAAGAUUUCAAAUAUCUACAAAACGUGUUUUUUUUUUUUUUAAUGAUUUUUAUAUAUUUAUAUUUGCUGUCUUAUGUAUCUACAGUGCCAAGAAACACACAGGAGAAGCUGUAAAACUAUUUUACAUCAGAAACGUUAUCUGGCGAUUGGUUGUAACUGUUUGUGUGUUAGGGUUUCUGAAGUAAGACCAGAUGCAGGUUUCCUGUAAAACAGAGAAGUGCGAUUGUCUGCAGCGUGAGAGGAAACGCCUCCCCCCUUCUCCUGCCCCUCCGUUUGUAACCUUUCCGGCCGUUUCGUCCUCCUCCUCUCUACGUCUUCUCGCUCUUCCUCCUGCGCUGCAAUUUCCUUCCUGUUUCUGCUGAACUCCGGGUGUGUACGAGCUGAUAUCACUGCUGAUCCACAGCCACCAUGCAGCUGCACUAAAUGGUUAAAGGAUAAUCAAAUACAGAUGUGUGUUGUCUUUUCUAUCCUUUUUAUAAGUGAAGCAAAUACAUGGGCCUUAAUAAACAACCUAAACGAUG